Messenger RNA from Komagataella phaffii GS115, 1095 nucleotides. RefSeq lists its product as uncharacterized. NCBI's taxonomy places the organism in Eukaryota, Fungi, Ascomycota, Pichiomycetes, Pichiales, Pichiaceae. The coding region runs from base 1 to 1095 and encodes 364 amino acids. The record is from RefSeq and is a predicted model, not a curated record. The transcript has a single exon.
AUGUCGACAUCCAUCUAUGAAAUGUUCCCUCCUGGCUCGGUGGUGUUAGCCAAGCUGAAGGGAUAUCCAGCAUGGCCGUCCAUGGUGAUAUCGCCUGAGAAGAUCCCAAAGCCAAUACUUGAGGCAAAACCUACUAGAUUAGCCAACAGGAAACGAACGCGUCAAGCAUCUCCGUAUGAAGAAGACAUGAUCUGCACAAGGUUUUUCCAGGACGAUAACUACAUGUGGUGUUCUCCCGCCGACAUUUUGGAGCUAACCAAGGAUGAGAUCGAUACUUUUUUGAAUAAACCACGAAUCACCAAUAAGAUCUUGUUUUGGGCGUACCAAUUAGCUAGCGAUCCUCCUUCUCUGGAUGAUUUCGUCAAGUACGGAAGCUACAAGCAAGGAGACGAUGAAGACCCAGAUUUUGACGUGGUGGAAGGUGGUGAAGCAGGAACCUCUGAUUUGGUUGAAGUUGAUGAUGAGGAUGACGAUGUAGAAUCACUCGAUACUGAAGAUGAACCUCCAAGGAGAAGAAGCCGUGCCAGGGCAGCCACCAAAACUGCCGCAAAGCCAGCUAGAACGACUAGAGCCAGAUCUACUAGGGCUAAAUCGAAAGUAACAAAACCAACAUCUAAACGUUCAACAAAAGCUAAGACAGCCAAAGAAACGAAGGCUCGGUCCAAGCGUCAAGCUCCACCGCCUCCACCUCCCCCAAAGAAGAAACCUGCAAAACCUCCUGCUCCCAAAUUUGACUCUGAUUGGGGAAUCGAGGAAGGUAACGACUCGCCUGAUGGUUUGGAGGAGUACUUGGAAGUUAUUGAGAACGUACCUUCAGCUCCAGCAUUGGUCAAACAAACGGCUACACUUAGACCCCAAUUACUGAAAAUCAGAGUCACACUGCAGAAGAACUUUUUAGGCGAUACCCCACCGCAUAAUCAGGAUGUCAAAGCAUGCCUAGACAAAUUACAACGCCUGAGCGCGUCAUUAGGAGGAUUAUUACCCCCCAACCUCAUUCGAUCUACCAACUUGCACAGGGUUGCUGGUGCCAUCGUACACCAUGGCCUGGCUGAUAAGAGAACCAUAUCACGGUUGACCAAGCAAUUGGCUUUGUAA